AUGGCUACUCUUCGCUCCGUGUUCAUCCUCGCGUUGGUCCUCGCCUCGCUCCCCGCGCUCUACGCCGCCUCCGCGCCAAAGCGGGGUGGCGUCGCUGCUUCUGGGGGAAGCGCAGCCGUGGACGCGGCGGCGAGGUGGGGUCGCAAGUUGCUGGAGUCGCGCAGCGGUUCCGCCGCCGCAACCGGCGCGGACGCUGACGUGGACCAGCAGGCUGGCGCGGCGGAAGAGGAGGUAGGCGUGAGGGAGGUGACGGACGGACUGGAUGAGGCGGUGCGCGUGCUGAUGAGCUCAGACGCUGACUUGGAGCAGCAGGGUGGCGCGCAAGAGGGUGAGGAGGUGAAUGAGGAGGAGGUGGUGGGCGGGCUGGAUGAGGCGGUGAGGGUGCUGAUGAGCUCUGAUGCGGACGCGGAGCAGCAGGGUGAAGCGCAGGAGGAGGAGAAUGAGGAGGAGGUGGGCGGGGAGGUGAAUGAGGAGGCAGCGGUGCGGGUGCUGAUGAGGUCUGACACGGACGCGGAGCAGCAGGGUGGCGCGGAGGAGGAUGAGGAGGUGGGGGAGGAAGUGGGGGAGGUGACGGACGGGCUGGAUGAGGCGGUGCGGGUGCUGCUGACGUGGAAGGAGCAGAAGGACGCGGCGGCGGCUGGGAAGAGCACGGGGAAGGGCCUGGGAGGCAAGGUGGGCGACAUUGCGGAAGCGGCGGGGGGGCAAGGUGGGAGACAUCGCGUCGCAGGCCGCGGCGGCGAACGCAAAGGCGAAGGCCUGACGUGGAAGGAGGUGAAGGGCACAUGGAGGGGCACUGGGAAGGGCACGGGGAAGGGCACGGGGAAGGGCACGGGGAAGGGCACGGGGAAGGGCACGGAGAAGGGCACGGGGAAGGGCACGGGGAAGGGCACGGAGAAGGGCACGGGGAAGGGCACGGGGAAGGGCACGGGGAAGGCCAUGGGGGGCAAGGUGGGAGAUAUAGCGUCCCUGGCGGCAGCAGCAAACGCUAAGGUCAGCGGCGGGGUGGUGAAGGCCUGA
This is a messenger RNA of Closterium sp. Yama58-4, 1017 nucleotides long. The record is from the annotation of a GenBank genome assembly. Lineage: Eukaryota; Viridiplantae; Streptophyta; Zygnematophyceae; Desmidiales; Closteriaceae.